Thlaspi arvense is the source of this 1814-nucleotide messenger RNA. NCBI's taxonomy places the organism in Eukaryota, Viridiplantae, Streptophyta, Magnoliopsida, Brassicales, Brassicaceae. The record is from the annotation of a GenBank genome assembly.
CAACGGUCUUCACCAUUCUCAUCUCGUAUACAGAUUCUUCGUGUGUUACUGCCCUUGGGAUUGCGAUUGGAACACUGAAAACGCCGUAAUCUGAAGAAUCUUUAGCAAAUUGCUGCUCUGUUCUCGAAAAUUGGAAGAAAGACGAUUCUUCGUGUUACUGCCUCUGGGAUUGCGAUUGGAACACUUAAAACGCAGUAAUCUGAAGUUUCUUUAGCAAAUUGCUGCUCUGUUCUCGAAAAUUGGAAGAAAGACUAUUCUUCGUGUGUUACUGCCUCUGGGAUUGUGAUCGGAAGUAAUCUGAAGAAUUUUACGAUUCUUCGCGUGGUAAGGCCGGGAAUACACUGGAAACGCAAGAUCUUUUAGCAAAUUCGUAUCUCUGUUCGCGAAGAAAUGGCAGAAAAACGCCAAAUCAGUAGGAUGGGCAAAUUGCCUAGCGAAUUGCAUCUGAAGAUAUUAUCUUCACUUCCAACGAAAUUAGCUGUUACCACCAGUGUUUUAUCCAAACCAUGGAGAUCUCUUUGGAAGUUUAUGACAGGAGUGAAGUUUGAUUUCGAAGUUCAUCCUACAUUUCCAGCAAAUGUGUACAAGUCUCUUCUUCAAAAUAAAGCUUCGCCCUUAGAGAGUCUUGAUUUGAAUGUCAGAGGAGCUGUUACGGCUAGCAAUGUUUCAUUGUGGUGUGGAACUGCAUUUGCCCGUGGUUUGCGUGAAUUGGUCCUCCAGCUUAGCUGCUGUAUAUCUCUACACUUUCCCACACAAGUUGCACUGCUUGCUCUUCAUAAGCUUCGUCUCCACCGAGUUGAUUUCGAAGAUGAAACAUCUGUUCUUGAAGAUGUGGUCUUGGAUCGAAGCUUGAAUUUGGAUAAUGGGAAUUUCCCUAUUUCUGUGCCAUCGUUACAGAGGCUAGCCAUACGAGGAAAAUACGGAGAAGAGAGUGCAGGAGGCUAUACGAUAGAUGCACCUUGUUUGGCGUACUUGCACAUUGAAGACUGGGGACUGUUGGCUAAGUUUUUUCGGUUUGCGCAAGCGCCAACGUCGCUCCUGGAGGCAACAAUCACGUGCUAUUCUUAUAAACCGAUACCCGAUGAUAACAUUCUUGAAUCUCUAACCUCAGCAAGACGCAUUGCCUCACUCGUUUCACCCUUAAAGCUUAAGCACCCGCCUGCUGGUAAAUUCUUCGAGCACCUUCUAUCUUUGGAACUGGCGAGUACGGAUCAAACAGAGUGGUGGAUUCUGCUUUUUAUGAUGCUCGAUGCUUCUCCUAUACUGCAAAUACUCAAGCUAGUCGAGCUAAUGCAAGUUGGGGACAGUCCGGAGGACCAGAGAUGGAUCCGACCUGAUCAUGUACCGGAAUGUUUACUGAAACAUCUUCAGACAUUUACCUGGUCAGGAUUCAAUCAGAUCAGAGACGAUGGGGAAGAUGUUGCGGGAUACUUGCUAUGGGAAGCACGAGUGUUGAAGAAAGCCACGUUCCUGACAUUCGGCUCUCCUAUGUCGUACCUUCGCCACGACUUGACUAGUGUGGUACGGGAAUCGUGUGAGAUUGUGGUCGAAGAACAAUCCGUAUAGCUAUAUGGUCCUGAACUCCUGAUUCAUGUCUUGAUAGUUUUUUUUUUUUUUUAGUAUAGCUACAUGAUUUGAUUGGAUGAUUCGGUACUAAUACUGAUUGAGAAUCUGAGCUUUUGCAAUAAUUCAAGUUGUGUAUUUUUUUUUCAAUUUUCUCUAGUUAAUUUUUGUUAACAUGCAAACUCUGUAAAUAGAGUUCUUAUGCCAUUUUGUAAACUUAAUCACAUACAUAAGAAUGCCAUAUAGGUUAU